Molecule: messenger RNA, 414 nt
Organism: Porites lobata
Lineage: Eukaryota; Metazoa; Cnidaria; Anthozoa; Scleractinia; Poritidae
Source: the annotation of a GenBank genome assembly
AUGGACAGCAAUUUUAACCUAAACAAUAUUUGUCUUCGCCAGCAAAUACAUUUUCAAGCGAACGCCUUCCGUGCGAUUGCAGUUUUCUUGGUCAGCAUUCCCCUCUGUGUUAUGACUCUACUUGGAAAUGCUGCGAUUUUGAUAACAAUCUUCAAGACUCCAUCCUUACAUUCACCAGCUCAUAUUUUAUUGGCAGGCCUUGCUUUGUCAGACUUUGCCUUUGGCUUCAUUGUACAGCCCUUACUUUUGUCGAUUGUACUCUCUGCAGGAUAUAACCAUGAUUUACCACUAGCAACGUUUCGUCUGAUGUGUUCAAGCUUCAACUGUUCGGCCAUCGUUUUGUGCGGAGUUUCUCUGGGGACCAGUAUCGCAAUUGCGUUGGACCGACUACUUGCUCUCCGCUUACACUUGAGA